AUGGCGUCGCCUCCCUCAGCUCCAGCUCAAGCCCCUCUUCUCGCGUCAGAUUCGGCCUCUGCACCCGAAAAAAGCGCGAGGCCUACACCGACUGCCAAGCUCCGCAGCUGUGUCGUCUGUCGCAGUCGCAAAGUUCGAUGCGACAAGCUAUCCCCAUGCUCGAAUUGCCGUAGAGCUAAUAUUCCCUGUGUCGUCCCCUCCAAUGACCGUCCGCCUAGAUGGGCCCGGCGCCUCGAUCGCUUUAGCAGCGAUGGCCCACGACAGGUUGACAACAACCUGGAAGGUCAUCAGGCAUUGGAUAGACUGCAUACACUCGAGAACCUGGUCAAAGAAUUGAGGAGUCAACUAGAGGUGGCUAAUGCGGCCAGCAGCAGGGGUGCUUCUUCUGAAGCCGCAUCGCCCCCUGAGAACACGAGAGCUGCCACCAGUCCCUCUUCAGCGUCGACAACGUCAGACGUUCAGAAGCAUUUCGGCCGAAUGGUUCUGAAAGAUGCAAAUCAAAGACGAUACAUCUCAAGUGGCUUUUGGUCCCGCAUUAGUGAUGAGCUUGAGGGACUUAAGAUGGACACUCGCAGAACGGAAGAUGAUGUAGAGUCUUCCGAUGAACAAGAUUUUCCAACAGCCACUCCGUCGACCCAAGAGCUCCAUCGAGAACCUGUGGACCGGCACGCCUUCUUGUUCCAACAUGGCUUGUCGCUAUCGCCACCUGGGAACCAGGACUUCAAUCCAUUACCAUCCCAGAUCCCCUUCUUGUUGGACAUUUUUGAAGAGAACAUAAACAUCAUGAUGUAUAUUGUCCAUAUGCCGACCAUCAGGAAGAUGGUUCGUUCGUCUCGCGGGUCAAGUCCUAAAAUCGAUCUGAAGAAUCAAGCUUUGCUCUUCUCCAUUUACUAUGCUGCGGUAACAUCAAUGGAGGACGAUGAUGUACUGACAAACUUCGGUGCUACUAAAACCGAGCUCAAUCUCAAAUUUCGUCGCGGUCUAGAACAAGCCCUUGCGAAAGCUGACUUCCUCAACGAUCCCGACAUUAUACACGUUCAGACAUUGGCCAUCUUCCUUUCACUGGCUCGGCGAUAUGAUAGUCCUGUGUACGUCUGGAUGAUGACAGGUCUCAUGAUACGCAUGGCUCACGCUGUUGGUCUUCAUCGUGACGGGUCCAGGUUCCCGCAUUUAUCACCCUAUGAAGUAGAACAACGGCGGCGUAUCUGGUGGAUGGCUAUCGUGAUUGACAUCCGUGCAUCAGAGGACCAAGGGACUGAAUUCACCAUCAACAAAGAUAGUUUCGACACCAAGAUGCCCAUCAACAUCAACGACUCGGAUCUUAGCCCUGAUACGAAACAUGUUCCUGUGGAGCGUGAAGGCGUUACGGACAUGUCCCUUGCGAUAGCCAUGUGCGAGCUGGCGCAUGUAUCCAUGCAGUUGAUGACCUCGAGCCUUCAGUCAGGUGGCCCAGGCCUUGAUGACCAAGCCCAACUAUUAGACCAUUAUCGUAAGAAGCUAGAGGAGGGCUAUUUCCGGUAUUCAAUUGAACCUGACGAUAUCAUCAACUGGGUUGGUAUUGUAGUUACACGGUUGGUCCUGUCCAAAUUGACUCUCUUGGUGUACCUUCCCUCGCUAUUUACCUCACCUAGCGAUCGUUUCUCAGAUGAAGUCCGAGACAAGCUACUCAUUGCAGCUAUUGAGAUAGCCGAGCACAACCAUUCCCUCAAUGCCGAGACGAGAUGUCGCCAGUGGAGAUGGAUCUACCAGACAUACACCCAUUGGUAUGCCAUAGUCUGGCUGCUCAUAGAGAUAUCUCGGCGGCAGUGGUCAUCUACAGUUGAGCGUGCGUGGAUAGCUCUACACAGCGAAUGGCUCAUUCCCUCUCACAACAGCACAGCCAAGAACGUGCGUAUGUGGAUUCCACUGCGCAAGCUAAUGGACAAGGCGAGGAGACAUCGAGAUGCACAGCUUGGGUUAAUAGGAAAUAACCCAUCGCUGAUCGAGAAGUUGGAAAUCAUCGACAGUUCUCUGCCUGCCCCAACCGACCCGGAAUCAACCCCACAUGCACAGCGCAAAAUCACUCUCCUUGAGCACUGGCGGACACUUGUUGGAAAGACACCAACCGAGGUCUCCAACGACUUAACCCUCGGCAAUGGUAGUUACAAGGCUUCCACAACUCAUACCUACAGCUCGAGUGAGAUCGGCAACAAUGUUGCAGGACAAGCCCUGAACGGCUCGCUCGAGGCUCUUCUCUCAAACCCCGGCCAUGAGUUAAUCGAAUCUGAUGUCACGCAAUCCUCCCUGCUCAAGUCAACUGCAUAUCCUCAAAGUUGGAGUGAUAACCAACCGAUGGCCACAGGUGUCGGGUCAUGGCUUUGGCCUGACCCAAACCUGGAUACCGAAAAUCUCACUGACGUGGAUGUCAAUAUGGACAUCGACACAGAUAUCGACUGGAAUACAUGGCUACAGUCUGCUGCUGGUAUGGAGAUCACCGCAGGAAGUUCAACGGCUUUGUAA
Fusarium pseudograminearum CS3096 is the source of this 2499-nucleotide messenger RNA. RefSeq lists its product as uncharacterized. The transcript has 2 exons. Bases 1 to 2499 code for a protein of 832 amino acids. The record is from RefSeq and is a predicted model, not a curated record. Lineage: Eukaryota; Fungi; Ascomycota; Sordariomycetes; Hypocreales; Nectriaceae. Gene Ontology annotation, molecular function: DNA-binding transcription factor activity, RNA polymerase II-specific; zinc ion binding; DNA binding. Gene Ontology annotation, biological process: regulation of DNA-templated transcription; DNA-templated transcription.